GCAGGGCAGGGCCGGGCUGGGCGGGGCGGCGCGCGGCCGGUACCUGAGGGCGCAGAACGCUGCGGCCCUGCCUGAGGAGGCGGCGGUAGUGCCGGCCUGUGCCCGUCCCGGCGAUUCAAGCACCCUGUACGGACCAAUGUACCACAUAGCUCAUGGAAGAAAAAAAUCAAAUCAGGACAUCCUUGGUUUCCAGGCUACCGAAAUAUGGAACGAGAACUUCAGGAAGUGUUUUGCAACCUAUGCCAAAUGGGACAGCUGUUAGUUUAGCAGGGAAUAAUGGUGGCAAAAGUUUCAGCAAGCACAAUGGCACUGUUCACAUGUCUUCGUUUUCUUUCAACUGGAAAAAGUCAAAUAAAUACCAACUUCAUGAUCAUAAUGGGAGAGACACCAACUCUAGAAAUAACUGUAAUGAAAAAUUAAUUGAUUCUCAGAAGUAUUCUCAAUCUCAAGGAGCAUUGUGUAAUGAUGUGCUCAGGGUGGGUUUGAACAGUACUGCUUCAGUUACAUCAAAAGCAGCAAAACAAACCAAUAUGUUUGUAUCUUCUACUGAGGAAUUAAACCCAAAGUCUUUGCCUGGACUCUCUAGUUCAGCAAAAUUUGCCAAAGGUACCCUGUCAGGAAGGACCUCGUAUUCUGGACUCAGUGCUCCAAAAUCACAUUUAAAUGGAUUAUAUGGAAAUAGGACGGUGGUAGGUUUGCAGAGACCUAGAGCUAAUUCCAGUUCCACAAGGACAAGUUCAGGAGAAGGCUUGGCACAAUCUACAGACAACAGCAAGGCUUUUUCCUGUGAAAAAAUGGUAAGAUCACAAAGUUUCUCACAUUCCAUUCAGAAUUCUUUCCUUCCCACUGCAUCUUUAACCAGGUCACAUUCUUUUAAUAAAGCUGUGGAUCUUACAAGGCCUUAUCAUACUCAAAAUCUAGCUGCCAGGACAUCUCAGAGGUCAACUUUGUUGUCAAGAAAUGCAUGUCAGUUGGAUGUACCCAAUGGAAAUGAACCUGUGAAGUACGGAUUUGCCAGACCCUACUCUGGUAUGUCAACUCCUUGUUCAAAGAAGCCCCCACUAUCAAAUGGAUCUGGGUCAGCACCUUCUUUUGGAUACAGGUUAAGUCGACCUUCUCUGCUGAAGCCUGCCCGGCAGCGAUUUGCUGGAAAUAUCAAUAGCAACAACAGGACAACUCCUGACACAUGCAUCAUGGAGAACUCUGCAAUUUCAACAAAUAUUAACAGAACAAUUGAGAAAAACAGUGUUAUAGAGAGCAAUGCUCAACGAGCAGAAUCUGAUGAGGGUUUGCAUGAAAGUAUGGGAAAACAUGGGUCAAAAGUCAUGUGUAUGAGCGAUGAUGGAGAUGAAAUAUCUAUAUCUUCUUUGUCAUCCUCUGAAAAAAUUGAUUUGAGUGAAGACUUCAGUGAUGAUUUCAUAGAUAUAGAAGACCCAAACAGAACUAUACAAAUACCGGAAAAGGAAAACUGCCAUCAAGAAUCAGAUCAUGGGAAUAUAAUGUCAAUCGAACCAUUCACUUCUCUCAAGGAAAGUGGAGGAUCUUGCUGUAAUACUGAUGAGUGGCUUGAUAUAAAUGUGUCUGCAGUGGAUGACAACAGUGAAAGCACAAAGCAUACUGCCGAGAAUGCGAUUUCUCCAGAGAUGAAUUAUAGAGCUGGUUCUUCUUUUGAGCUUUCUCCAUCUGACAGCUCUGAUGGCACGUAUAUGUGGGAUGAAGAAGGAUUGGAACCUAUUGGAAGUGUCCAUCCAUGUGGAAGUUAUGAGUCUUCAGAAAUGAACAGCAUAGAUAUCUUGAAUAAUCUUGAUUCAUGCGAUCUUGAAGAUGAUGAUCUCAUGCUUGACGUGGACCUACCAGAGGACCCACCUCAUGAUAAAGAGGAAUGUGAAAAUAUGAGUCGUUAUGACAGACAAGACAGAAAUGCUAGGCAACAUCAGGAGGGAUUUUGGAAAAGAGCACCACAGCAGCGAUGGAAUACGCAGGAUCACUAUCAUCUUGGCCAUACUGAUCACUGUAUCCAUGGUAAAAAUGAUUUAAACAGGGGAUCAAACUACCUAGAAUCUCCUGUUGGUCACUUUGAAAGCUAUGGAGCACCAAAUUUUUACCAGGCUCCUAGGCAGGUGGUGGGCUUACCAGAGACUACUGUGAUGCUUGAUGAAAUGACCCUUCGGCACAUGGUCCAAGACUGCACAGCUGUAAAAACUCAGUUAUUGAAACUGAAGAGAUUACUGCACCAGAAUGAUGAAAAUGUGUCACUCCAGGAUAUUCGACUCUCAGUUCCGUCAAGUCCAGAACUGCAAGAACCUGAAACAAUUUUUAAGAUGGAUGAUCUGCUGAAUGAGAUCAGGCAGCUUAAAGAUGAACUGAAGAAAAAGGAUGAAACAAUCAACCAAUUAGAGCAUCAACUUGCUACUAGGUCUAACUGCCAGAAAGACAGUCAAAAACCUUCAGGGGCAACAUGCAUGUAUGCUGAUAAAUUUACGCAAACCUCCUGGAGGAGGAGUUCUCCUCAAAUACUACAGCCUUCCAGCAGCCUUCCCAGUUCCACAGACCUCGCCCAGGGAAAACUAAUAAAAAUACCACAUAUCGAGGCCCACAGUGAAUAUCCUAAAGAUGGUCUGCAUGAAAAUAGUAAUCAUCAGAAUCAAAAUGCUGCAGAUGUCUCUCUCACAAAUAGCCUCAAUAAUGUAAACUCUUUAGUGAGCAUACAGUUAAGCAUGAAAGAUGAGAAUGCAUCGUAUUUGAAAAACAAAAGCACUGAAGACCUUGGAGAGGUGGCUAGUAAUAAAGAUGGUACAUUAUUGUCUCGUUCCUGUUUUCAGACCUCCACACGAGCUGAUGCUAAAGAGGUACAGACUGAAUUAGCUCUGAAAGGUCAACCCUCAUUCACAAACCAGGCUUCUCAGCCAAAGACUUCAAGAAUCGCAAAGCCCCCAAAUGCUUUAGUGCCUCCUACAAUGGCCGUUCUCGCACGAUCUGCAAACCAUUCCGCUGCUUCCAAGGAGCGUGAGCUUCUACCAUUAUGUAGUUCAGCUCAGCUACAGCCAACAUCUGGUCAGGAUAACCUAAAUGGUAAACAGAGUCAGAAAGUGUCUAAACUUCGCCCACCAACUACGUCCUUUGUCAAAUCUAAGCAAGUGAGCAGUCAGAAAUCCACACUAGUAUCCACAGAGCCUCAGAACACCUGUUUGAAGACUAACAUCCCAAAGCCACCGGUACAGAGAAAGGAAAACUUUCAAACACAGAGUACCAGUUUGCAUUCUGGGGAUAGUUUGUCCUCUAAUCGGCAUUCCCGCCUCCCUAAACCAAAGACACACUGAGAACAUCUCAUUGAAUGAUGCCAUACAUUAAACUACUAUGUUAUGACUGCCUUUGAGGCUGCUUUAUCUACAGCCUGCAAAUCCUGAGUGAAUAUUAAAAGUAGCAUCUUUAAUGUUUGCUUACUCAUCCUGGUAUGUUCAGAGGCUCACGUUAUGACCUGUGCAGCUUCUCUAUAUUGCAGGCCUGUAUUAAAGAUUGUUAUUUCCCAGUGUUCUUAGAAAUGAAGCAAAUACCGAAGUCUGUGGUGGCCAUGAAUACCAGAAUGCUGCACUAUGUAUUUCAGGAUGGCAGAAAUAAUUUCUUACCUCUGUUUGUUUGAGUUAUGAGACAAUGAAAUUACUGUUUGUUUUAACUUCUUGGUUCUGAGUACUCACUAGGUUAGAGCAGUGGAAAAUUAGACUUGCUAGCAGAUGUUUUACUGGCCAUAAUUCUGACUCUGUAUUCCAGAGGCCUAUGCAAAAAUUCUUGUAUUUAUCUUAAGACUGACAUAUUUAAUGUUAUUUAAUCUGAUGGGUUGGGUGGGUUGUGUUUUGUUUUGCUGUAAUCUGAAGUUGCUCUAUUCUUUAUCCUGUUUUCACUGUUCACAGACAAUAAGCAGAUUUCACAGGGUGAAGUGAAUCUUCUCUCUUAAACAUCAUCAUUUAUUAAAAUACUGUGGUAUGUUUUUAGUCUGUUGAAUAGACACAUUACUGGGUAGAUUUUUGAAACGCAGUGCUAAGGAUACUUGUGCAAAACCUUCCAAAUUAGGCUCUUACAAAUUGGUAAGUAGGGAGCCUCUGGGAAUAAGGGGUCCAUAACACCUGUGUCAAGGUUGCACAACAUGCAUUUUAAUUAAUGUUUUUUAACUUUAAUUGUACUACUUGUAUUUAUUGAUUUCUUUAAUAUUGAAAGACUCUGAAGUACCUGACUUGAAUUUUGCACAAACUUUGCCAUAUGUGUAAGAAUUUGAAACUAUUUUACAGAAUAAAACUUGUAUGAAAAAGCAA
Messenger RNA from Pezoporus flaviventris, 4307 nucleotides. It is a transcript of the gene CCSER2, whose product is annotated as coiled-coil serine rich protein 2. Lineage: Eukaryota; Metazoa; Chordata; Aves; Psittaciformes; Psittacidae. The transcript is spliced from 10 exons. Gene Ontology annotation, biological process: microtubule bundle formation. Gene Ontology annotation, molecular function: microtubule binding. Bases 153 to 3320 code for a protein of 1055 amino acids. Gene Ontology annotation, cellular component: microtubule cytoskeleton. The record is from RefSeq and is a predicted model, not a curated record.